Cinara cedri is the source of this 21821-nucleotide messenger RNA. The record is from the annotation of a GenBank genome assembly. Lineage: Eukaryota; Metazoa; Arthropoda; Insecta; Hemiptera; Aphididae.
AUGAUGGAGUUGAGUCAUAGUUUGCUUUUAAAUGAAGAAGCAUUAAAACAAUUGCCAGAAACUAAAAGACCCGUUUUUAUCUUUGAAUGGCUUCGUUUCUUAGAUAAAGUAUUAUUAACUUCCAAAAAAGUAAGUGUGUUUAUCGUUUUAAGGUCGUGUAUUGGCAGACAUUUGUUUACUAUAGACUUACAAAUAUAAACAUACAUGGUACAUACACAAUCAUUUUGAAUUUGAAUUAAUUUUUUAGUAGUAAUGGUACGCCUAUCAUUUUAAAUUUUUAGAAAAUACAUUUUACUUGUGUGUGCAUAAUUUUUGUGAAUGUAAUUAAAAAGUGCCAUCUUUGUUGAUAAUGUUACACUAACAUAUAUUGUUAUUAAUGCAUUUUGAAUUUUUUUGACCAUAACUUUCUAGGGAAGUUUGAACGACUUAUUUUUGAAAGUAAUAUCAAAUUAAGCAUGCAUUUAAAACACACAUUUUAAAAAGAAAUCUAAAAAAUUGCUUAGGAGCUAAUCUGCAUUAAUUUCCAAAUUAUAAUUAAUAUAUAUGUAUAAAUAUAUAUUUAUAUAUAAUAUAUUAAAGUAAAUAAUGUUUUUGUUUUUGAUAUUGCAUUUUUGGCAAACCAAUAAAAUAAAAAUAAUUUGCAUGCAUAUAUAUAUUACCUAUAUUACAAUUAAAAUAGUAUACUUACAUAUUACCUUCCUACAUUGUAAAACAUUUUAAUUUUGAUUAAAUCAAAUCUUAUUAACAUCACACAACAUAAUUCAAUUUAUAUUCAUAGCUUUUAACAUGAGUAUCUUGUUUCAAACAUUUAUUGGAAAUAUUUUGCUAGCUUUCAUUUAAAAAAAAUGUAAACAUUGAAAAUCACCUAGCACAUUUGUAUUAUUUAAAAUUUAACUUAAUAUAUUAAAAUAAAAUGCUUGGCUUUUUAUAAUAGAGUGCCGAGUGAGGUUUUGGUAUGUGUGUUAAUGAGAAUAAGAUUUCCAAGAUUGUAUAUUAGUUUUAUAUGUAUGUAUGAACUAUGCAGUUAAAAUACAAGUAUAAGAAGUGUGUGUGGAAUAACUGAGGAUUUUAAAUUUUGAUUCAUCACUUCACUUAUCCACCUAUGCAUUCUCAUCUCUUCCACUCGUCUAUUGUCCUCCCACACACCCGAAAUAAGACAAUCUACCUAAGUUUUAUAUAAAAAUCCUCAUAAUGUUAUUUUUAAUUUUACACUGGCUGUGACUUGACGUAACCUCAAUUUUCUACUCUUAUAACAGGUAAAGGUACUAUGGGGGUGUUUUGAUCCCCUCUCACAGAAAGAAUAUUAUCUUUAACUUUAAUGUGAAUUCUUUCACCCUACAGAAAACAAUACUGGACUCACCCACCUGGGCUUUAAACCAGUAGGAGCUUGUGGUUUCGAGUUCGCUAAACCCAUAACAUCAUAUUUUAUUAGGAAUGUACUUAUUUUAUUUUCAUUUUUUUAGGUUGAUAUUAAAGAAUGUCAAAAAAAAAUGGUUGAUCAGUUAACUAGUUUAAUUCAAGAAAAUCCAGGUCCACCAACUAGAAUAUUAAUUGCUAAAUGCUUGUCUACAUUGUUUAAUGUUGGUGAUACAUUUCUACUUUUUGAUACUGUUAACAAAUGUAAUGAUAUGUUGCGUGUUAAAGAUGAUUCUUUGACAUACCUUUCCACAAAAUUGUAUGUAUUCAAAUUAACUAUGAACAGUAUUAUUAUAAUCUUAAUUAUCUAGUGAUAAAUGUAUGUAAAAAAUAAGUUUUGUAAACAUAAGUACAUUGACUUGUGUACAGAUUGUCUUAUUUAUUACAUAAGUGGAUUUAAACUAACCUUUUUUUUUUUCUGAAAUAUUCCUUGUCACCUAAUCAUGAUGUAGCAUGUUUGUUAAGCGUAAAGUUUAAAUUUCCAAUCACAGACAAUCUGCAUAAAAUUAUUUUCUUCUUUAAACUCUUUCAUAUUAAUAAAUAAAUGUGAUUUGGCUUAUUGGACGAAUAUGAUUUGAUAAAAGUUGAUAAAAGAAUUUAAAACAAAAAUUAUAUUAUUUAUGCAAAUUUUUCCUGAUGUAAUUUCCUCUAGACAUUUUGGUAGAAUACUAUUUUUUUAUAAUCCUUUUAUUUUCAUUCAAUUAUUUACCUAGGAAUUUUUUUUUUUUUUAUUUAAUUUUAUACUGGUUACUUAUUAGAACUUACUUUAUUCACUAAACUUGUAUUUUAACUACUGGUAUAAAGUUAUACCAGUAUAUAAAUAUAUAUUUUCAUUACAGUAAUAUGGUAUUAUUAUUAAAACAGUUUUCCCAAAUAUACAUUUGAGCCCCUAGUCUGGAAUAAAUUGAAUUAUUGAGAUUGUAUUGUAUUCACUUAAUUUUUGGAAAUAAUUUUGUUUAGAGCUGCAAUAACUUGUAUGGGAUAUAUGUACAAAAAUUUGGGUCGUAUGAUGGGACGUUCUUAUGAAGAAACUGUUUAUAUUUUAAUUAAAUGUCUUAAAAAUGCAGAAUCACAGAUGAGAGUGGAAAUAAUUAUAACCUUAGAAAAGGUACCUAAUUAACUAUUUUUUUUUUUUUAAAUAAUUUAAACAUUUUGUCUAUAUAUUUAUAAAUAGAUUUGUUCUGGUAUGGGAAGUGUUAUGGGUAACAUUCAUAAAGAUAUUUACAAAGCUAUUAGACAUUCUCUGACUGAUCGAGUUAUGGCUGUCCGUACUGCUACUGCUAAAGUAACCCAAAUUUAAAUAUUAUUUCUGUUAUACAUUUUAAUCAUAUUUUUAUGUUUAGUGUUUGUUUGAAAUGAUAAAACAUUCUAGUUUUUUAUAUACAUCAGAUUUAGAAAAUGUGGCCACAUUAUGUUUCCGAUCAUUUGAGAAUGCUAAUUAUGAAGUAAGAUGUUCUGUGGCAAAAUUAUUAGGAUUUUUAAUUGCUUCUACACAAAUCCAAAACAAGGAGCAUCAUACCAGUAUAAAAAUUAACAUAAAACAAAUUACAAUAAAAUUAUUAUUAUUAUAAUUUAAAAUAAUUUUAGUUCAGACAUCAAAAUCAACAAAGUGUGUUACAUUAGAAGAUGCAUUGACAAUAUUAAUGAAUGGUUUUUUAAGAGGUGGUACUGGUUUUCUUAAAGGAACUGGAGAAAUAAUAAAAGGGACUACUGGUAGUCAUCGAGAAGUUAGGGUUGGUGUUACAUAUGUAAGUAUUUUAUGAUGAUAUUCAAGUUAAUAAAUUAUUAUUAUAUUAGUUUUUUUGUAUUUUUAAAUGUUUAGACUUAUGUGGAAUUUGUUCAUUCUUUGGAAGUGACUUGGUUGGAAAAAAAUUUAAGUGUUUUCAUGCGCCAUGUUUUAGAUUUAGUUGCCAAUCCAAAAUCAGCAUCGUCUCAUGUCGAUGCUGUAUAUUCUAGGAAAUGCAUUAGCUUUAUACUACGUAGUGUUCUUGGACAAAUGCUUAGUGAAAAAGCUCAAUCUUCUGCUUGUAAAGAAUUAGCUCUAAUUGUUAAGAAACAAAUGACUUCUAUUGGUAAAAGAAAUUUAAUUAGAAUUAAUUAAGUAUAUAUAUACUUGUAAUAAUAUGUUAUUUUAGAUUUUAGUCCAGAAAAUGCUAAAGAUUUUAACCAAGAAACCAUAUUUGGACAACAUUUUCUUGUAUGUGCAUUACAAGAAAUUGGUUGUUUAUUACUUAAUAUGGGCACAAUGGCUAAUAAUCUUAUAUCGGAUAAUACAUGCAGUAAGUUAUAAUUAUUUAAUUUUGUUUAUUAUAUGUUAUGGUUUUUUUUUUUCACAUUUUAAGAUGUAAUUGAGACUGCUUUAUCUGUUAUGCUACAUCCAAGUCAAGCUGCUCGGUUGGCAGCUGCGUGGUGUAUACGGAGUAUUUGUAUUGCCAUACCAAGCCAAUGUACUCCUUUAAUUGAUCGGUACUUUAUUAUUAUCAAUUAUUUUUUCCCCCAAUACCUCAAUAUCUAACAACUCAAGAUUUUUAAUAUUUAAUUAAAAACUAAUUUGUAUUAAUUAGAUGUAUUGAGAAUAUUGAAAGUACAAGAGCUACACCAGAAAUAAUUUUUGGUUAUAGUGCUGUACUUAUUGGCAUUCUUGGAAGUGUUAAUAUUUCACCUUUGGGAAUUCCGCAUAUGCGAGGAAAGGUUAGUUUUUGUAUUAUUAUAAAUAUAUAGAUUUAAUAAAAUAUGAUAGUUAUAAUAUUUGUAUUUUAUAUAUUAUAUCUAAUCUUGUGUGAUUUUGUAUUUAACAAAUAGAUAAUUUUUAAUACUGCAGAAGAUUUACUAAGAAGUGCUAGUCAAAAUAGUCGACUUUCACUUAGUAGAACCCAAGCUGGUUGGUUAUUAAUUGGUGGUGUUAUGACGUUAGGUAUUUAUUAAUAUUGUACACAAAUAUUAUUUAUUAAUAUUUAAAAAAAAAUAUUAUUUAUUUAUGGUUGUUUAGGUAUUAGUGUUGUCCGAGGACUUUUACCACGCAUGCUUCUAUUAUGGAGAAAUUCUUUUCCUCGAUCUUCUAAAGAACUAGAAUCUGAAAAAGCCAGAGGAGAUGCAUUUACUUGGCAGGUAGAAUAUUGUACAAUUUCUUUGUUUAAUAUUUAUAUUACUAAAAAUGUAAAAUAUUGGUUAUAUUAUUUUUUUAAAUAUCAGUUGAUCUUAGAAGGCCGAGCUGGAGCUCUUGCAUCUAUUCACAGUUUUUUAUUUAAUUGUAAUGAAUUAGUCACUGAAGAUAUUAUUAGAAGAUUAUUAAUUCCAAUUGAAUCUGCUCUUGCAAUGCUUAUCAAGUAACAUUCUUUAUAUUAUUUUUAUUGAUAUAAAUAUGUUUAUAAUGAAUUAUAUAUAUAUAUUAUAAGUAUGGAAUUAUGUAGUUGUAAUAAUCAAUACAUUAAUAUUAAAUGAUGAAUUCAACCCCUAAUACAAAUUAAAUUUACUCAGUAUUUUAAACAGUUGUAUUAACAAUACUUUAGAAUGAGGAGUUUUGUAUCUUUUACAUUGAAAGCUUACAAAUUAUUUUUGUAUUUAUGAGAUAUCUCGAUUUUGAGUUCUCACAUUGAUGUGCCAUAUCAGAUUCGCAUAUUUCAGUCGAAAACAUGCUAAAGAGAAAUGUAAUAGUUAAGGAGCAUAGGCAUUAUGAAAAUCUACAUGUGUGUUCGAUAAGUCCUAGUUUAGAUAAUUCUUUUUUUAACAUUAUGAGGUUUAAAGUUAAGUUUUGAACCAAAAAAAUACACCCAAAAUAUUUAUUUCAUUUACUCAAAAUAUUUUAAUUUUUUUUGUUUUAAUCAAAAAUAGUGGAUUUUUUUUGUAAGUGAAAGGAAUAGUGGCUCAUUUCUCUAUAUUAAAAAGAAAUACAUUGUUUUCAUUAGACCAUUAUUAGAAUGAAUUUAAAUCAUUUUGAAGUAGCAGAAUAUCAUUUUGACAGUGAAUUGUGUUAAUUAACUUAAGAUCAUCUGCUAAUAAUGAAAAGCUGGUGUGUUGUAAUUUAUCAGUAAUAUCAUUUAUAAAAAGUAAAAAUAACAAUAGUUUCCUUAAGGGACACCAGAUACAUCAAUAUUAUCAGAAAUAGAGUUCUCAUAUUUAACAAAUUGAGUACAAUUUGUUAACAAGGAUUCAAACUAUGAGAGAAGUGGAUCACAAAGACUAUAGGCCUUUAUUUAAGUAUUAAUAAUUUGUGAUUCACUCUGUCAAAAGCUUUUUCAAGAUCUGUGUAAAUAAUAUUAGUUUAGCUUUUAUAUGCAUUGCUUCAAGUUUUAUUAAAUUAAUUUAUUGUAGGCAGAAAAUUCUCAAUUCUGUCAAACUAUGCCUAAUAGUUGAUUACUAUAUUAUUAUUGUAACUUGUUAUUACGUUUUCCCAAAUAACAAUUAUUCUUAGAAGUAUCUAAAUCAUAAAGAAUUACAAAUAUUUUUCAAAUAUUGUUUUAACUUUAUAAUAAUAAUAAUAUUAUUUCUAUUGAUGGUUAAAUCUUUAAGAAAAACAAUUAAUAAAACAAACGUUUUAGUAUUUAACUAUUGUUGAAAAUACUUUUAAAACAUUUUUAGAAAUACUGUGAAACACCAUAAAAUACUUCCAAAAGUAUUUAAAUACAAAUAUCUAAAUAUGUACUAGUAUUCGAAUAAUUUAAAAGACUGAUUAUAAGUAUAUAAAAUGAAACAAUAUAAUAUAAUAAUAACUAGUGAUUGGCACUAUUGAAUAGUUAAAACUGUUGAAUAGUAUUCAAUAGUUAAAAUAAACUAUCACAUACUAUUCUAAUGUUUUUAAAAUAACUGAUUAGUAGUUUUUCAAAAAAAACUAUUAGUUUUAUUUUUCGGAUUAUUCUGUCAUAUAUUAAUACUAUUAGAAAUUUCAAUUCAUAAGUUAUUACUUGAAAAUUAAUUAAUUAAUUAUUUUUAUCAACAAACAAGUCGCUGUCCUAUUCUAAGUAGUAGCUCACUACCUCGGCGGCUUCAAAUUCUUAUUUUUUAAGAUUAAGAACCAUCAAAUAUAUUUGUAACUAUUUGAAUAGUUUGAUAGUGAUUAUGGAAUAGUGCCCAUCUUUAAUAAUAACUGUCCAAUUUUUACUUACAUGUACUAACACUAUUUUUUUUUAAAUUUAAGAGUUUGAAUUUAGUUUUAAAACAAAAAUGUAAUUUAGUUUAAGAAAACUUAUAGUUGAAACUUUAACAGUUUUUAUAUUGUAUUGUAUUCACAUUUUGUAUUUAUAUAUAUAAUUAUUAAUGUAUCUGUAUAAUUAUUAAUUACUGAUUACUUUUUAUUUGUAUAUUAUAAAAUGAUAUUUGUGUUUAGUAUGAAUUCUGUUGUUAAAAGUUGUGGUCAACAUUUGAAAGCUCCAAUAGCAUUAGUCAGAUUGCGAUUGUAUGAAACAUUAUCUUUGAUUCCUGCCCAAGAUUUUGAAGGUAAUAUUUAAGUAUGAUAUUUAUAUUUAGUUGAUGCAGUGGGGAGGUUAGUUUUUGAUUUUCCUCUUAAUUUUUUGUUAUCUGGUAAAAUUGGGAAAUUUAUAUCAUUAUCAAAGUUCCUAUGUUGUAAUUUGGCUUAAAAUAACCAUAGAUCCCUCAGAUUUUUAUGUUUAAAUAUUUAAAAAAUUCUGUUGAUUUCUAAGGAAUUUUUAUGUAAACAAAAUUGUUUGGCAGAACAAAAUUGCUUUAAAAUUGUAUACAUGGUUUGUCAUAAAUUGUUUUUUGUAGUUUAAAAAUAAUUGAUUAAUUAAUGGACGUAUGUAGUAGUUUUUUUAAAGCAUUUUAAAUUCAAAUUAUGUUACAAAGUUUAUAUGGAAAUUUUUUUUUUUUCUUUUUUAAUUUUAUUUGCAUAUACAGUUAAUUGCUUAAUAUUCAUUUGUUAUUUUAAUUUUAAUGUAAUUAUCCUUGAGAACAAUAUAUUGCAUAGUAUUAUAUUAUAAUAUGUUAAUUACAGCUUCAUUUACACAUAUUUUGAGAUUAUUAGUCUCAGAGUUUACAUUGGCUGAAAAUCCUACUAACACUGUUACGUCAAAAUUAAGAUAUGUUUGUCAAAAUGAAGAAGGAAUAUUAUUGGGAAUAUGUCCAGUUCAACAUUCACACCAUCAAACAAUUGAAGAUCAGGUAAUGAUUGAAAUUAUGUUAUGUAAUAUAUUGUAUAGCAGGGGUUUCCAAAAUAAGAUCUGCAUCUCGCCCACUAAUAAGUUUUCAUUGGCCCCUGUUUAAAGGAAUUAAAUAUAUUUACUUAAUUUAGAAAUCUAGUUCCAAAAAAUUUUGAUGUCAAAUCUGAAAAAGUAAAUAUUCAGUUAUGAUAUUGAGAAGACUCUUAGCCUUCAAAUGAAAAUGAUUAAUUUGCAAUGCAAUGGGAAACACUUAAAAUCAAAUACCUAUCCUUGUUAAUUUUUAUAAAAUCCUUCCAGAUACACUUUACCUAAUCUUGAAAUUUUAAAUUUUUAGGACCCAAAAAAAAAAAAAAAAAAAUUUGGACCCUGCUUUAUAGUAUUCAGUGAACUAUAAGUUAUAAUAAAUUUUGAAUUGUUCUAAUUACUUUUCAUAUUAUCUAUGAUUUCAAUUAACUUUUUUGGGUUCUAAACUUGCUGCUUAUUAAUAAGGUGGAUUGUUCAAGAAAAGUUGAAUAUGAUUACGUAAGUUUUAAUUAGCCAAUAACCAUAUUUUGUGUAUGUAUAACUAGUAAUUAGAUCUGAUCAGUUAUAUGUGUUUUGAAAUACCGUACUUUUAAGAUUUUUGUAAUUAUUUGAUCAUAAUAUAACACUUAAGAAAAAGAAAAUACUACUCAAACUUUUUUUUUUACCACUCAAAACAAUUUAUAAUGGACCUUGUGUUCAAUUUUUAAGCAACCAAGUGGCACAAUUUUAUAGAAUAAAAAAUUAAAUAAAACUCAAAAAAAUCAAAUGCCAAUAAAAAUAUCUCAAAAAUUGGCAGAAUGUUUUUAAAAUUAUAUCACAUAUCAAAAAUCCAAUGUAAGUAUUCUAUGAAAAUUUCAGCUUUAUUAUUUUUUUUAGCAUAGAAUUAUAAGAUAAAACAAAAUUGAAAAUAUUGAGACUGUUAUUAAUUCUGUAAACUUCUCUGUUUUUUUCCUGGUUUUAAUAAAUUAUUAAAUGAACUGCCUUAAAUAUUAAAUAAUGAUCCUAAAUUACAACUCUUGAAAUAUGGAGCAAGAUUUCUGGUAGAAAUGUUGUUUACAAACAGAAAAAAAAAUAAGCAUACAUUACAGUAAAUAGUAUAGUAAACUAUACUGUCCACUCAUUAUCUAAUAAAAUAAUCUAAUAUAUAAUACACAUAUUUCAAUCAAAACAAUCAUAGAUGAUAUGUUGAUAUUUAUUGUUUUGUAAUUGUGUAAUUGAAGAAAGUUUGUGUUAUAUCAUAAAAAUAAAUAAAUAUAGUUUUUCAAAUUAAUUAUUUGUAUAUUAUAUUAGAAUAGUGGUGCAUCAAUCAUAUUUGUAUGGUGGCAUAUGCGUACAGUGCAUGGCGUGUUAAUAAUGCAUUACUACUCUCCUUCUACCUAAACUUAACAUGUGGAAUAUUUCGUCAACAGGUUGACAGGAAUCAAAAAUUUGAAAACCAAAAUUUAUUUUAAAUAAUGCUCCUUCUAUUUAUAAUGUUUUAAAUAUAGGUUGCCAUUUGAAAAUCUGAAGUAGGUAGUGGUUUUACCUUCCUUCACAAUAAAAGAAAAGGUGACAAAAAAUAAUGUAAAUGUAAAAUUAUAAAGCUGUUUGUUUCCUAAAUGUUCUAUAAAAUAAAUUCUGAAAAAAUGUAAUACUUUUUCCAAGAUAAAGAGUGUCUCCACUUGAAUGGAUCACUAAGUACAUAAAAAAUUUACAGAGUUAGAUUUGAAAAUUAUAUUUGUUUAAAUUAAACUAUGAAUUAAUUCAAAAAGAUAUUUAUUAUAGAUAAAUAUGUAAUAUUUAAAUGUAUUAUAUUUAUUUCAGCUCAUUCAAAAUAAUGCCAUAGGAUCAGGUGCUUUAGAACAUGAUCCUAGAUAUCUUUACCUUUCAGUAUCUAAAGUAAGAAGUAAAUUCAUAAAUAAUAAAUAAGUUUGUUUGUUAUUUGCAAUUGAUUGUAAAACAUUAAAUAGUUUUUCUUACUAGUAUUCCAUACUUCUUGGUAGAUAUUAUACAACCUCAAAAUAUGUUAAAUUUGUAUUUAUUAUUAAUUACACAUUUGAAUAUUAUCUUACAAUUUAUAUCAUAGAAACAUGAUAAUUAAUUGUAUAAUAUAUCAACAAAUAUUACCACUAACAAAAAAUAUUUUAAAAAUCAGAUAGGCAGUGAAACCAUAUAGGCUACAGUAAUUCUAAUUAAUAAUAUGGAAUAUAUAGUUUUAACUGUAAUAGUCUGAAUUCACGGGGUUCAUUUAUUUUUAAAUUGUAUCUAUAUACUUUUAACUUUUCAACUAUUAUUUGACUUUUUAUAUUAUUUUAGUUCACUUCUCAUAGGAAAGAAAUAAAAAUAUUUCUAUUUUUUGUUACCUUAUACUACUAUUUUUAAAUGAAUAUGUAAAAAACAAACAAUUGCUUUAAAAUUAUUACCUAUCAUAAAAUUACCUAUGUUAUCACUAAUUAUAUACUAAAUAAAUAGUAAAAUAUUUUAUAGGAUGAUAUUAUACCAUGUCCUUUACCACUUGGUGUAUCUGUAAUUGAUGCAUCUGUUACCUUAUUUGGUUUGAUAUUUCCUCGUGUGGCUAAUAAACACAGAAUUCAAAUGAUAGAUCAUUUUAAUGAUCAAAUAAAAUAUUCAAAGUCAUGCAGAUGUGAUGCUAUUUCCACAAACAUUUUUGCUUCAAUUUUAGCUGGUCUCAAAGCACUUUCAGAUACUAAAUCAACAAUUGGACAUGAAGAAAUUAAAACAACUACAGCUACUUUAAUUAUGGUAUUAAAUCCAAUUUUCCACAAAUGAUACAUUUAUAAAUGGAAUGAAAUAUAAUUUUGCGUAAAUUACAUUUUUCUAUAAUUUAUAUGUAUUUUUUUUCUUUUUAGAAUGCUUUAACAAAUGGUAAUACUAUUUUACGUGUUGCUGCUGCAGAGAGUGUUGGACGCAUGGCUCAAGCAGUGUCAGAUUCUAGGUUUACUGCUAUGCUUGCUCAAACUAGUUUUGAUCGUCUUCGAUGUGCCAGAGAUGUGCCUAGUCGAACUGGACAUUCUUUAGCACUCGGUUAUUUACAUAGGCAUGUUGGUGGUAUGGGAUCAUCGCAUCAUUUGAAUACUAGUGUUAGCAUUUUACUUGCUUUAGCUCAAGAUACAACAUCACCAAUUGUUCAAGUAUAUAAAACUCUUAAAAAUCAAUUUAUGUGUAUUUUAGGGUGGCCGUAAUUUUCAAAUACCACAAACAUAUUUGGUUCUAUACGCUGACCAAGAAAUUCACAAAAUUCAUAGCUGUAUCUCAAUAUUAACCUGUGUUGAAAUUAAUUCCAAUUUUUACAAUUCAAUAACAUAAAUUAAUAAGUAAUUGUAACAAGUUGUAAUUAUUAUUAUUUUUCAGCUUUUCCAAAAAUUUUGAAUAUGAUGGAUAUUAAUCAGGUACCUGAAAAUUUGUCUAUAGAAUGUUGAACUAUUUGGUUUUUCAUUUUCUGCACAUACGUAGUGAACAAAUAUUAUUUAUUGAUAAAUUAAUAUACUCUAGCUCUAAUUCUCUUUUUUGCACAAAAUACAUCAAAUAUUUGUGCAUGUGCCAUUUUUAACUCCCAGUUUACUUGAAUUUUUCAAUUAAUUAUUUGUUUUUAUUUUUAUUAAUGUCUCAAUUAUAUAAAUUCUAUAAUUAAUUUGGUUGGAUCCUGCCUUUUUCACUGUGUGCCUGUGUUUUGUGCUCAGUUCCCUCUCCCACACUUGGUGUUUUAAUCAGUCAUUAUCUGUGUUUGAGUACAUCUUCAUUGUUACUAAAUUCCAAUAAAUUAAUUUUUAUAAUUAACUCAUAAAUACAAAGAAAACCAAAAAAUUGAAAGUAAACUUUGAGAUAAAACUAUAAAUGUGCAAAAAACAACUGUAGAUAGAUUAUAUAAAUUUAUCAGCAAAUGGUAUUUUCAUUGACAAUUGAGGAAUUUUAAAACAUAUAGACAAUGAUUUAAUGAUAUUAAAUUAUUGCGCAUGCUCGAAAAAUAAAGAAAAAAUAUUUAAUGUCCUAUUGUCAAAGAUUGAGGUACUUGACCAAUUUUCACUAUUUUCCAAAUUUUUAAAUUCUUUUGUGUAUCUAAUAAUAUAAAAUAAUAAUAAUUUCAGCAUAUUAAAACGUAAAAUUUCAAAUUUAUUUUGACACUGGCAAAUAUUGAAAUACAGCUGUGUUUUAAGUUUUUUUUUUUUUUUCAAAACACAAAACUGAACAAUUUGGAAUAACAAAAUAACGUCCACCCUGAUGUUUUUUAUACAAUUUAAUAUGUAAAAAUCUGUUUAGGUCUGGUCUCUUCAUGCAUUAUCUCUCAUAGCAAAUUCAGGAGGACCAAUGUUUAGAGGUUAUAUAGAACCUUCAUUAUCAUUAGCCUUAAAACUUUUAUUAAUAGUUCCACACUAUCAUGCUGAUGUGCAUCAGUGUAUUGGUAAAUUAAUUUCAGCUUUAAUAACUACCAUUGGACCAGAGUUACAAGGUUUUUAUAAUUAAAUAUAAUAAUUAUUUAAGAUAUUAACUAAGAUUUUAGAAUGUGUAUAAUUCACAUUUCUGCACUCAUGAAUCUAAUAUAUAAAUAAUAAUUGUAUAGACCCAAAAAUUAUAUAAUAAUAAUUAAUAGAAUUAUUAUCAUUGACUCUAAUAUAAUAAUUUGCCAAGAUUAUCUUAAAGCCUAAGAAAUAUUAAUGUCCAAAAAUGUUAGAUAGGAUUAAAUGAAAUAAAAAAUUAUUUUCUACUAACUUUUUACUGACUUAUACUUGGCAAACAAGUUAUAAAUUAUGACAGUUAAAAUUUCAGAGUUUAAAUAAAUAGAAGAACCAUGUUUCACUUUUAUUUAUAAUAAGAAUGAUUAAUAUGAUUUGUUUAUAAAAAUGUUACUAUCAUUAUUUAGAAAAUCUGAGUUUAAAAAUUAUGAUUUUCCUUUCUUUGUUGUUGUUAAAAACUAUUUUGAAUGUUCUUCUGAUAUUUAUGUCAAUUUGUAAAUAAGAAAUUCAAGUUUGACCGUUGCAAGAUGAUAUUGUAUUUGUUUAAAUCUGAUUUGAAGUGCUUUUUCAAAGUAGUAGUUCAAGUUUAGUGUUUCAGGACACUAUUUUGGGACUAUAUAAAAUGAUUAUUUAAUUAUUUUUUCAAGCAACCAAACUAGGCCAAAAAACAAAAAAUUAAAAAAUAUUUUUUAGCCAAUUUAGAAUGUGUGAAAUUUAAAUUGAUCAAAUACCUAUCAUUAUAAUAACUCAUAGUGUUAACAAAAUACCAUAAAACUAGUUAAUAGAAUUCUGUAUUUUUAUAUAUGUUUUUAUUGUUUAAUAUAUUGGCUUUCAAUUAAAAUUUAAUUAAGUACAUAACCUACCUACCUAACCAAAAAGUGAUUUAAAUAAAAAUUAAAUUAAUAAAUUAUUAAACCUUGACAUUAAAAUAAUAAUAUCACUUAAAAAAUGUAAUCAAAAUGUUAAAAUAUAUAUGUACUUAUAGUACAUAUAUAAAUGCAUGGCACAAAUGUUUUAUUCUGUAUGAUAAUAUAUAAUAAUAAGUUUGCAAAAUUCUCAUUCUGUUUACAAUUAUUGUAUAAUUAUCAGGAAAUAUUAAUAUAGAGAGAAGCCAGUUCAAUUUUUGGCAGGUUAUAAUUUUUUUACAGAAUCAACCUCCUGGAAUAUUACUACUUUAGCAUUAUAUAAUAAUUAAAUUCUGUCAGGUCUUGUGUGAGAAUUUAUUGCAGCUUUGUUUUUUUUUUUCAACGAUAAUUAAUAAUAUUUUAGUUUCAACAGUUAGAACAUAUUUAUGAUAAAAUAUAUACACAUAUAUAUUUAUUUUUGUAGUGAUAAUUAAUAUUUUGAUUCAGGUAAUUCAGCUUCAAUCACAACUGCACGGUCAUCAUUUUUGUGUGCCUGUGCUAUAAUGCAGGAUCAUGAAGAUCCCCUAGUUCAAGCAGAAUCUACAGUGUGUCUUCAAGAACUACAUUUAUUUACACCACGACAUGUAAAUUUGACUGCCUUAGUUUGGCCUUUAUGUGUAAGUAUUAAAAUUACAUACAAUUUAGAAAUUCUAUUUAUAUAUGCUUUGUGCCCUAAAGUUAAUGAAUUUGUUUGCAUUUAUGUUUUUAUUAUUCAACCUUAACAAUUUUAAAAAAUAUUCUUCAGGUAUUUUCAAGAUAUUAAGUGAUUGUUAAACAAAUUUGUUUUGUCUAAAUAUAUUAAAAAUAGAAUAAGGUUUGAGUUACAAUAAUGUAUUUGUCAUAUAACUUAAAAUUUUAGAUUCGGAGCGUAGUGAGGGAUCAAUUGGUUUUAAUAUGAUGUGUAAGUUUUUAAUUUUUUUUGAUGAAAAUCGUAAAUAUAAAGGUAAUAAUAUUACCUUUAUAAAAACCUUUCAAAACAUGUAUAACCGAUCUUUGCUCCGAAUCAUUUUUCAUUAGCAAUAGUUUAUUGUUGCUUACAGAUAUAAAUUAAAUAACCUUAUGUAUCCUAACUUCCCACCCGCAACAGUAGUACACCUAUCCCCAGUUUCAGUUCUUUGAGAUUGUGAGAGUAGCGAAAAAUGGAUUACAAAGAUGUUUUUUUUAUACAGUUUAUCUCACGAAGAUAUACACCUUGAAUAUCUAUGGAGAUAAUAAAGAUAAUUAAAUUCUUUUAUUUAUUUUUUUAUUAAAACAUUUUUAAAAAUAACUUUAUUUUAUUAAUUUCGGAAAAUUUAAAGAUACUCAUUCUAUAAAUAUAAUUUUUCUGAAAAUUUUAUUGAGUCACAUUUUUAUAUCUGAUAAACAGUUUUUAUGUAACAGCCAUUUAAAUUCUGUUAAUCCUUGUGAAAACCGAUGGUAUCGUGUAACUCAGUUAGGUGUUAUUCCCUAAAUAACAUCAGUUUUCAUAUGGAUUAGUAGAAUUUAAAAUGACUGUUACAUAGAAAUUAUUCAUCGGAUAUAAAUGUGUGAUACUAUGAGUAAUAUGAAAAAAGCAGAGUUUGAUUAUCUUUGUUAUCUCUAGAGAUAUUAUCAAGGUGUAUAUCUUCGUGGGACAGCCUGAAUAUAUAUAUAUAUAUAUAUAUAUAUAUAUAUAUAUAUAUAUACUGUGUUCAAAAAUUCUACCAGAAAUUUUGUUCUGAAGUAUCAAAUAUAGAACGUUUUCUGAAAAAAAAAUUUCUUGGGGUAGUACUUUAGGGAUGUCAUUUUUUGAUUUUCCUUAUAAAUGAGAAAACCGGAAAACUAGGGAAAAUUUACGAAAUGUAGGUAUUAGUAAAAAAAUAUUAUGGUCUAUUUUUCCUAUGAACAACUUUUAUACCAUCAAUUUUGCUCUAAUUUACUUUAAUAGCACUUUCUAAAAGGAAAUCUGACUAGGAUGGUCCUACAAAGAAGUCAUUUUUUGGUUUUCCUAGCUGUUUUCAUAAUAAAAGGUAAACAAUGGGAAAAUAGGUACAAAUAUUUUUAAAGACAAUUUAUAAUGCAUAUGUAAUAAUUUUCUAUAAUGUGACAUAUAUAUAUAUAUUGACAAAGCAACACUAUUAACCAAAUUCUGCUUAAAAUCAUUUUUUUUUAGCAAUGGUUAAUCAUAUACAGAUAUACAUACAAUUUCCCCUUCACCUUCCUAACUUCUCAUCUACAACAGUGGCCCACCCACAUACAAAGUAUGUCAGUCUUUUGUAUUAUUACAUACUGGCACAAUAAUAUAGCAGUUAUACAAAUAUCAUGACCAUAAUAAUUUGCCUUUUACUAGUUGUUUUAGCUUAGAUUAGAUUACUGAGAUGUCAAUUUAAAAUAAUUAACUUUAAUAAAUUGCAGCAAAAUUUAUCAAAUAGCCAUUUACUUUUAAGAAAAGCUGCAGUUUCUUGUUUGAGACAGUUAUCACAACGUGAAGCAAAAGAAGUUUGUGAUAUAGCAGAAUCAUUUGUUAAUUCUCCAGAAAACAUUAACAACAAUGGUAAAUGAUCAUACAGAUUCUUACUGCAUAUUUCUGAUCUUAAAUGUUUAAAUUACUCGAAGAAUCUAUACAAUAUAUACCUAUUUUAGGUUUUUCUUUGACAGAAUCUGGUUUACCUGGUGUUUUAUUCAAUAUGUUGGACACAGAAAUGGAUAAACAACUUAUCCAAGAUAUACAUGAUACUCUUAUAAGCAUGCUUCAAAUGUUGGCUGUUAACAAUCUUACAAAAUGGAUAAAUUUAUGUAAAUCAGUACUAACGGUUUCUUCAGGUAUCAUUAAGAAUUUUAAAUAAUAAUUACUACUUUCAAAUUAUAAAAUUAUGUAUAAAUUUAUUAUAAAAUUUCUAUAGAAGUGAAUCAUAAAGAAAUAGAUAGAAACGAAGGAACUAUGAUGAAUGAUGAUGAUGAAACUGGAGAUGAUCAUGAUGAAUUCCAAAAAGAUUUUAAAAAAGAAAAUUUAUUAAUUAAGAGGAAACAGCAACCUAGAUGGCCAACUAGAGUAUUUGCUGUUCAGUGUAUUUGUCGAAUAAUAUCUGCGUGUCAUAAAGAGAGUGACUCUGCCCCUCAUUUUAAUUUAUCUUUAGCAAAAGAAUUAUCAUUUACUAAUAAUAAAGGUAUAAUAAGUUUUUCAAAAUUAUUUUUUGUAUUUUGUAAUUUAAAUUAUUAUUAUUAUUUACUAUUUAGGAGAUUAUUUAAUUCUUCAUUUAUCUGACCUAAUAAGAAUGGCAUUCAUGGCAGCAACUAGUGAAAGUGAUCAGUUACGAUUAGAAGGAUUUGAAACUCUGAAUGAAAUCAUUAAUAAAUUUGCUCAAGUGCCUGAACCAGAAUUUCCUGGUCAUUUAUUAUUAGAGCAAUUUCAAGCUCAAGUAAUUUUUUUUUCUCAUAAUGUUAAACAAAUAAUAAGUAAGUUCUACAAGAGUGUGGCGAAACCCACUAUGUAGUAUGGGUUGGAGUGCUGAGCAGUAGACAGAAAAGUAGAACAGAAAAUGAGUGUAGCAGAGAUGAGUGAAGUGAGAAGAGAAGAUAAGAUAAUGAAUAUGUAUGUUAGAGGUAGUUUUGAUGUGGCUUCGAUUUUGAACAAAAUAACAGAAAAUAGUCAUAGAGAUAAUUUGGUUAUGUUAUGCAGAAAGUUGAAUCAGAAGCAGUAAAAAUUGUAAGACAUAAUUUACAUAGGAUGAACAAAGGGGAGACAAAGAUCAAAUGAGAAGUAAUUGGAGACAAUUAAGAGUAUGUGUAUAUGAGGACAAUGUGGGGAUCAAUUCAAUUGGUAGUUUAGUAUGAAGGUGGAAAUAUUUAAAAUGAUGAAGACGAAAGAGAAGAAGAUGAGUUAUACAAAUAAAUUAGUCAUUCAUUUGUUCACAAUUACUUGAAUGAAUUCAUAUAGUAUACUUAAAUAUAAUUUAAAGGUAAGUGCUGCAUUAAGACCAGCUUUUUCCGAAGACACUCCUAGUCAUGUUACGGCUGCUGCAUGCCGUGUAUGUGGAACAUGGAUAGGAAGUGGAGUUGCACGUGAUUUAAAUGAUUUAAAACGUGUUUAUCAUUUAUUAGUUACAUCUCUUAAAAAGCUUAAACCUGGUUUCAAUAUAAACUUUAAUAGUUUAUAUAAUGAAAGUGUUGCAACAUUUGAAUGCUUAGCUAUACUAAAGGCUUGGGCUCAGGUAAAAAUUAUAUUUUUAAUUCAAAAUAGAUUUGUUAAUUUGUUUUAAAUUUUAGAUUUACAUUAUUGCAAUGAUAAAUAAUGGUAAUGCUCCAGGCAAUUUUAAUAACCUUAAUUUAAAUAAAAUUGAUGAUGACUUUGGAAAUUAUGAAGGAAAAAAUGAUAGCUUGUUGACUUUAAUUCAUCCAGAAUUAAACAUGUUAUCUAAAAAUUGGCAAGAUGCUCUUAAGGAUCAUGCCCUUUUAUUGCUACCUUGUGGUAAGUAUUUUUUCUUAUAAACACAAUUUCAAUAAUAUUUUUUUUAUUUUAGUCAUAAAUAAUUAUAUUAGUAAAUUGUAAUAAUAUUAAUUCCACUGGUUAUAAUUGUAUACAAAUUAUUAUAUGUAUAACUAAAUUUGACAUAUUUUAUUAUUAUUUAUGCCUAAUUAAAUAUUUAUUUUCUUAUUAUGUGUAAUUUUAAUUACCUAAUAUGAAUUGAAACUAUACCUUUUCCAAAAAAAAAAUUGCUAAUAAACAAAAUAUAAUAUGAAUUAUUUUAUAAACAGAAUUUAACAGUCAACUUCCUCACGAGGGUGGAGCCUUUUAUACUUCAAGUACAAUUGAUAAUAGUAGAAACCAUUAUAAGAAUGCAUGGCCUCCAAUUUUAUACGCUUUAUCACUGUGGUUGAAUUCUGAAGACUUUAAACGAGUAAAUUCUAAUAUCGAUAAAGAAUUACAAGAUAAAUUUUAUCUAAUAUUCGGUAAUAUUAUUAUUAAACAUCAAUAUUAUUUUUAUAAUUCAUAUAAAAUGACAAUUUUUUUUUUUUAGGUAUUUGUACUGAAGCUGUGUGUAAUCAGCGUACUUCAGAAAAUUUUGAACACUUCAUAAUUUGUCUCAAAUCGUUAUAUACAAUAUUAGAUUCAUCAUUAACAAGACAAAUUAUGAUGAAAAAUAGUAUUUUAGCAGUCGAAACAUUAAAUAUUUUACACAAGUAAUGUUAUAUAUAUAUAAUAUAAAUUCUCAAUAAAACUACAAUCUUAUUAAAUAAUUAGUAUAUAAUGUUUUAGAUUACUUUUAACUAAUGACAAUAUUGAAGUACAACAAACUGUAAUGAUUAUUGUAAAACAAAUAGUUAAAGCUGCUCAAGAAGAUUUAAAAAUAAAAAAAUCAAAAAUUAUUAAAGGUAAUGUAGUCAAUAUCCUAAUGUGUUUUUAAUAAAUAUUUUCAUGUUCAAUAGACACAAAUUCAGAAUUACCAACUACUGAAGAUAUAGAAUUUUUAGGUGAUGGAGGACAGGAUGGAGUAUUAGAACAUAAUACAAGUAUUGUAUUUGCUAUCUUAGAAGUUUGCAUGUGUUUGAUUGUUCGACAGAUACCAGAUAUGAAUCCAACACCUUUAGUAUCUUCAACCAGAAAAUUAUAUUCAAAUAAUUUGAAUCAUAAUGUUAUUGCUACAACAUUAAAUAUAAUGGCCCAACUUCCAAAUCUCUGUUCUCCUAAUGGUAUAACAAUUUAUAUUUUUAGUUUACUUAAAGAGUAAAUCUAAUUAUUACUAUUUCUAAUAAUUUGUAUUUACAGGAGGAGUUCAAAUACUUCCAACAAUUGCAUAUUUAACAACUAAUGUACUAAAAGAACUAGGAGAAAUUAAUAACUCAAAUGAAAUGUACAAUCACAGAGUUUCUAUUCAAGCUGCUCUGGACUUUUUUCAAUUACUAUGUAAACAUCCUUAUGGAUAUAAUAGUGUUUCAGAAAGUAAAUGGAGAUCACUUUUACAAAGUACCAUUGCUAAACUUAUUGAUAUUUCAAAAACAGGUAUUAUUUGUAUAAAUAAAUAAAUAAUUAAUUUAAAGUGAAUUGAAUUGAAUUAUAUAAUUUGUAAUUAGGCGAUGAAGGGAAAAAAGUAGAUGAUGUUACAAUGUUGUCUGUAAUCACUGUAUUUACAUUACAUGCACCACCUGGUGUGAUGUUUGUACAAAAUAUUUUAUAUCCUUGUAUUAAUUAUUGCACUCAGUGUUUUGGAAGUAAUAAUAUUAUUGUAAGUAUAUGAUUUUUAUACACUGUGUUAAAAUUAUAUAUAUUGAAUAAGCAUAUUGAAAAUCAUUAUAAUAUUUAAAUCUGUAACAUUUAAUUAAAUACAUUACAGUUAGUUUGUAAUAGUAUAAUUUUGUUUAAUUUUCACAUAGUAUAUCCUUUAUGAGUAAUUUAAUUAUAAGUGUAUUUAUGAAAAUUAAUGGAGUUCCAUACUUUUGAAAUUAAUUUUCUGUUUUAAACUCUAUAUUAGAGUUUUAAGGAAUUAAAUAUUGGUAAUUUUAUGGCAGUAUGCAAAGUGUAUGCGUAUUUCAAAUGAACAUUAUUGAAGGUGAUCCUAAUGGAAUGAAAUACUCAUGCAUGCCCAAAUACAAUUUCACAUGCACUAUCAAAUUAAAUUGACCCUUUUUUGAUCAAAACAUACAACUAUUUUGUGUCCUUUUGCAAGAUGUCCAAUUUGAAUUAAGUAAUCCAAUAGGACUUGAUAAUAAACCAAUUUGAGUUUGUUAUUAUAUUUACUUAAGAAUAAUCACACCACUUUGUCAAAUUUUUAAUUUUAACUGUUUAAUCAAACCUCAAAAUUAUUUAAAUUUUAUAAUUUUUAAGAAAAAAAUAAGGACAUCAAUUUUAAGUGAAAUAGCCAAUUUCAAGUUGAAUAAUAAAGAAUUUAAAUUAGUUUUUAAAAGUUUUAUUGUAUCAAUAGAUCUAGAUUAGUAUUUUUUACUCAAAAAACCAGUAUCAAAUCUCCUUCGGUGAGAAUGUGAUUUAAUGUAUCUAUUAUUUAUUUGUAUAAUGUUUUAUGUAUCUUUAUAUUACUAUUGGAUACUUAGUAUUUUCAUGUAUUAUUUAGGUUAAAACAAAAUGCAUUCAAUUUCUAAAAUCUGUAUUUCAACUGGAAGACAAGUAUAUUGCAACAGGUUAUAUUCAAGCAUUAGCUCCACGCCUAAUAGAAUUGUUAUGCGAAGAAUUACCAAAAACAUUGUUGAAGUCUCAUUUGAUUAUGCUCUGUGAAACAAUUAGCUCAGUUGAAAUUUUAGUUCAAUUGGCACAACCUAAACAUAGUAAUUUUAUAACAAAUAUAUCAUUAUUAAUUAGAAUUUAAAAAAAAAAAAUUAUUUUAAACAUAUUAACUGUAUAUUCCAAAAUAGUUGAUACUGAAUGCACAUACUAUCUUCCAACUCCUCCAACUGGUUCCUAACCAGAAUAAUAAGAAAUAAUUUUAAAUUAUUAAUUUAAGAUUCCGAGCAUAGCAAGAGAGCUAUUGGUUUUACUAAGAUGUUUAUUUUUAUUUUAUUUUUUGUUCUUUGUUCUAAUUUAUAGACACGUUUUUUCUGAUUAAACUUGCUCUGAUUUUUAAGUGUAGUAACUUUUUAAUUUUCAAAGACAUUUUUUAAAUAAAAGCUCUAAAAUUUAAAAAAAUGUAGAACGUACAAUUUCACGAUUUCAUUAUUUUAUAAAAACACGGACAAUGUUUUCUACCAGAAAAAAUAAUUUAAUGAUUUAAUUAAAAAAAUCACCAAGACACUCUUUCUUCGCCUUUUUGAUUUACUUUCUUUUCUUACAGUAUCAUUGCCAAAACUUUUGAGCUUUUAAGGAAUUUUAAUUGUUGAUAGUUUUUUUUAUGUAAUUAAGUUAUAAAUACACAUAGAGACUUAAAAACCUGGUAAUAAUACUUAUAUUGGAUUUACCUAGACGUAGUAAAAUUUCCAAAAUCAUCGGAUGACUUUUUUUUCCUAAUAGAUCAAAUUUAAACGAAAAUCGUAAAAAAAAAAAAAAUGAUGGCACUUCAAAUUAUGUAUUACCAAACUGCGCUCGGAAUCAUCUCUUUCGUUAAGCAAUUGUUUAUCAUUGCUUACAGAUAUAUAUGAAAUAACCUUAUGUAUUUUACCUUUCCAACUUCUCAGUGGCCACUCCCAUACCCAGUAUCAGCUCUAUUUUUUAAAUUGUUCAUAAUAAUAGUUGAUUAUGUAUAACACUGUGUACAAACAGCCUAUUUGUUGUAGACAAUUAACUCAAGUGUCUCAGAAGUCUCAUUAUUUAAUACACUAUUGUUCAAAGUGUUAAACGAUAUACUCUAUUUGAACAUAGUUUAUUUUUUAUAACCUAAUUAACAUUGUGUUAAAUAAUAUCUAAUAAUUUUAAUGUAUAACUUUAUUUUAAUUUAUUUUUGAUAACUAGUUAAGUUAUUGUAGGACCAAUAUUAUAACAUUUACCUACUAAUAUUCUGUGAUAAAUUUAUAUAUAUCAUAGAACAAUGUGUUUUGUUAUUACAAAUUGUUUUUAGACUAUUUAAUCUGGAUAUUGAUUACAUACUGACUAGGUAUAUUUUAUUUUUCAGGAAUUCAAAUGUUGUCAUUACUAGUACCAGCAUUAAUACAUUUUCUUGUUGAUACAGAAUCAAUUAAUUGUGAUACUAAUACAUCUAAAUUUCGGUGCAAACUUCAUGAAUUUAGUUUACAAUGCUUAUUAAAGAUUGGACCUAUCUAUCCUAAUGUAUGGUUAUUAUUUAAAACUUAUAUUAAAAUUAAUUGAUGUUUUUUUUUUUUCUAUAUUGUUUUAGGAAUUUAAAAUAAUUAUGUCUCAAAACAAUAAGUUGAGAACAAAAUUAGAACACACAAUUAAAACAAAUAAAUCUAUCCAACAACAAUUUAACACUGGUUGUCAAAUAACACAAAAUAUAACAAUAUCAAUUAAGCCUUCAAUCAAACUCAAAACUGAUUUCACUAAUUUUAGUUAA